GAAGCGCAGCUUAAGCCAGAGGAGGCCCGAAGGCGCCUGGAGUGUACAGAUAACCCACAGAUUCUCCAGUGGAAGGCUCUGAGAACAAAGGAGAAAGAUGUUGCCAAGGCCAAAGCCCGGGGAGUCCGAAGCAGAUUUGUUGAAAUUUCAGAAUCAGUUCCUGGCAUCAAAAGCUUCUCCAGCAGUAAAGGUUGUAAAGAAGGCAGAUAAGAGAAGAGGGGAUGAGGGAAGUGGAGUUGAGGAGAGACUUCCACUGCAGCAUGACAGAGAUGUGGUGUCACUAGAUGACUUUCCUGAUGUGCCCCCAACUCUACCAGGUCCCUCAAAGAAACCCAAGUUCAGAAGUACACAUGUUCACUUUGAGGAUCCAGAGGAGCAGAUGGAUCAUGGUGAUCAACAUAUAACAGCGGUCCUCAGCAAAAUAAUUGAGCAUGACACAAGUGCAGGACGUGUGACCAUACCAUUGUCUACUGGAGAUCCAUUUCCCAGAGUUUUUCACAGAUCGGAAAUAAAAACGGAGGCAAAACCAGAAGCUGGAAGGAGAAGUAUUUUUUCUCAGAAGAUAGCUGCUAAGAGAGCAGCUGAAGUGGCUCAAGCAUCCCCUCGAGCUGGGCAGAAGGACACAGAACGGACAACUCCAGAUGCUCCCCCGCCUCCUGUGGCCUUGGAGGCACAGCUCUUAAGAACUGAAGAAGAAAACUCUGUUGGUACCUUGCAUACUCAGCAGCCUCGUAUUGUCACUGGUGAGGGCCUUGGAAGCCUGGCUGGUGAGCAGGAAGCCCAGAAGAUCCAUGAGGAGAACUUGGAGAGGCUGCAGUCUAUGUCCAAGGAAGAGAUACUGGAGGAGCAAAAGCGACUGCUGGCUCAGUUAGACCCCAAUUUAGUCACUUUCUUAAUGUCACGACGUGGUAUUGACACAAGUCAGAAAAGAGAUGAGAAAAUGGAAUUAGAGAAGCCAGAAAAGCUUGUGCAUUUGGAAACGUGGUCCAGAUCCCAGCAUGAGACUGAGGAAAUUGCAGAAGCUCCUUUCUUUCAGGAGCCAGCAAUGGAUGAUGAGCCAGACACAGAAGACUCCCAAAGGGCUGAAGCUUGCAUAAGAAUGAACGUCUCAGGUGGUGAUCUUCCUCUAAAACUUCAGAAAGAAUGGCUCCACAUGAAUAAUGUGGAGUUUGAGAAGCUGGCGUGGAUGAAGGAUCUUCCCCAUCCUCGGCAGAGGAAAACUAGAAAGGGGAUGCAAGCACGCUUCAGUCUGAAGGGGGAACUUAUCCCUCCAGAUAAAGACUUGCCUACAUAUCUGGGUCUGCACCACCAUGGAGAAGAAGCAGAGAGAGCUGGCUAUUCACUCCAAGAGCUCUUCCAUUUGUCUCGCAGCCAGGUUAUUCAACAAAGGACUCUGGCUUUGCUUGUGCUUGGUCAUGUUGUCCAGAAGGCCACAGCGGGGGAGUUUGCUUCACUGCUGAAGGGAAGUGUCCUCCGUGUACUGCUUGAUGCUGGCUUCCUCUUCUUGCUUCGUUUCUCCCUGGAUGAUACCGUGGAUAAUGUCGUUGCAGCUGCUGUCCACGCCCUCCAUGCACUCUUGGUCUCUCCAGAUGAUGAGGAGUGUCUUGACCUAACCUUCUCAUGGUACCAAGGUAUGGCUGUGCAUCCUUUCAUCCCAAACAAAGAGGAAGAAGAAGAGGUGGAGGAGGAAGAUGAAGAUAAUGACAAUGAACAGAUUGCAAUGGAAAAUAAAUCAGGAAGAAAAUCAAAGGAUGAGAACAAGCCAGACCCAGAAGUGGCACGAUAUGAUGUUAUAAAGGGACUUCUGAAGACCAAGAUUCUUCACCGCCUGAGAUACAUUCUGGAAGUCAUGAAGCCUGUUCCUUUGGUGGUCCUGGAGAUUCUAGAUAUUCUCAUCCGCAUAGCAAGGCACUCUACAGAAGUAUGCAAUCAGGUCCUUGAUUGCCCUCGUCUGAUUGAGACUGUUGUCAGAGAGUUCAUCCCUACCCAGUGGGAUCCAAGAGCAGCUGAACCGGGGCAAUUUCUUGCUAGUGUGUAUGGAGUUCCAUGUGCCACAGCUAUGAAGCUGAUUAGAGUCCUGGCCUCCGGAGGGAGGAAUGCAGCUGCCAGGCUGCUUAAUAAGCAUGAGAUGAAGAAUCGGCUGAGUCGAUUCGUAGCAGAAGAUCCCAAAGACCUGUCUUUGAUGAGAGAGGAGGCCAUAAGGCUGAGCACUGAAGCAUUCCGCUUGUGGGCUGUAGCAGCUGGCUAUGGUCAGGCCUGUGAUCUCUACAGGGAUCUCUAUCCUGUUCUGGUGAAGAUGAUCCCAUUCCUGUCCCACUUGGUGAAGAGCUCUGAAGAGAAUAAAUCUAUGUAUAACCUUUCUAUUGAGAGAGCCACAGCCAUAGUGACCUUGCUUUCUCAAAUAACGCAAACUGCAGGCUGCAGAGCAGAACUACAGGCCCAGCUCAGCAGGAGUGGCCCAGAAGAUGGAGAUCAGAUUCCUCCUCCACCAGUCUCCUGGACUCAGGUGUCAGGUUUCAGACCCCUCAUUGAAACUAAUUUGAAAAAAUGUCUGAAAGAAAUAUCUGAACUGGAUACCUGGGAGGCACUGCAGCCUCUUGCAACAACCUAUGUGAUCUACCUGGGGUUGUAUUACAACAACUGCAGUCAGCAGCCAUCAGUAAAUACUGUAGACUGCCUGGAGGAAGUGGAGCGUCUGACAUUUGAGGUGGUGUUGCCUUUGCUCAGCCAGCCAGCCAUGCAGACCCAGUGGGAAAUGCUCAGGCGGUGCUCAGUUCUGUGCAAUCCCUCAUCCUGUUCUCCAGGGCCAGAGUCUGUCCCCAGUAUCGUAUCUCUGAGUUGCACUGGAGGCAAGUCCCCAAUGAGUUUAGUGGGCUCAAAAUCGCCCUUUGCCUUUCUUACUGCCUUCCUUGUCCUUGUCAACAGCAUCACUCACAUCCAUAAGGGGCUGAUUGGCAAGUAUGCCUCUGUGCUAGAUGCAAAGGGUCUGAAUGACUACCUGCUCCAGAGUUGGACCACUGGGCCCCCUUCUGUAUUCCACUCCUCAGUGUGGCUCCUGCACCAUGAAUACCACCUGCAGUAUUUUGUGCUUUCGCUGGCUUGGAAAAUGUGGCAUUUCUCCAGUUGGUCCUCUGUGGAAUGUCAAGUAUCUGCAUUUCCCCACUUUCAAGUCCAACUUGCUGACUUCUUGGUAGAUCAUUCUAGUGAAGGCCAAGCAGGUGGACCAGAGGCUGCUGACUUCUCAGACAUCCUGCACCUCAGCUCAAGGGCAAAGCUGACACAGCCAGGCUCAGUGGCUUCCAUUUCUCCCCACCCCAGUCGCGGAGCCUUACUGAAAGAAGCAUACCAGCAUCUCCCAUUUAUCCAAGUUUGCUACCUCUCUCAUUUUGCUUACUUGGAGCCUGCACUUGCUCGUUCCAGAGAUGCGUAUCAAGGAAGAACUCACCUUAUCCAAUCCAUGCUUCUUCCUGAGGUCAGAGGACCCACCCUACCUUCUGAUUGGCCUUUCCUUCCACUUAUUAGCCUCUAUAACAAAGUGACCAGUGCAGAAACACAGUGGGCUGUUGUGAAACCUUUUCCUGUGGAUUUGGUGAACAUCAUGACCCGGAGCUUGCAGUGGGUCCUCCUCUUGGAGACUUGGAGACCCAGAAUCCUUCAGGGAAUCUCGGCUGCAGCUAAACUUGCGCGGCUUAUGUGUGUCUUCCUCACUGGCAGUGACUUGUUCUUGGAAGGUGCCGUCCAUUGCUACACAGCUGCUCUUCUCUCACUUUACUGUCGCAGCAAAGUCCUGGACUCCUUGAACUUGGAUGCUCCCCUCCCUGGUUUAGCUUCUUUCUAUGAUCUGUACAUCAACCUCCUGGAACAUUUUGAAGCUGUCUCCUUUGGAGACCCCCUCUUUGGGGUCUUUGUGCUUCUUCCUUUACAAAGACGGUUCAAUGUCCAACUAAGGCUGGCUGUCUUUGGAGAGCAUGUAAGCACCUUGCGGGCACUGGGAGUUCCACUACAGCAGUUUCCGGUGCCUUUGGAGCUGUACCUUUCCCCACCUGAGGACAAUCUGAAUCUUCUAAGGCAGUAUUUCCAGACACUGGUCACAGGUGUCUUGCGGCACAGCUGGUGCCCUGUGCUUUAUGUGGUUGCUGUGGCUCACGUGAACAGCUUCAUUUUCUCUCAGGAGAACACCACAAAGGAGAUUGAUGUUGCCCGAAGAAACAUGUUGCAGAAGAUCUGGCUCUUGGCAGAUGAGGCAUUAAAGAGACAUCUUCUCUACUACAAGUUACCCAACAAGGAAAGCCGAGUAGGUUUUGACCUUUAUGAACAGCUUCCUCCUAUUCGACUGAAGCACCUGCACACAGUGACUAAGAAGGAGCAUAAAGAGGGCACAUCACUGCCACAUUUGUAGUGAAGAAUCUUCAGGACUGGAUGGAGCAAUAAGGGGCCGUGCUGCUAAGCCAGUGGAAGAGCUUUGCAGUCUCCAUGGUGUUUUGCCUGAACAAACAGAAAGGAGUUUUCUUUGUGAACCUCUGUCUGGCCCAGCCUUUGUAGAACACGGAAUAUCUUCCCAUCACCAGGUAGCAAAAUUUCACAGUGGGAAAAAAAUGAAAGGAACCCGUGUAUGCUCCUGAGAGGGAACUCUGGCGAGUUAUUUUUGAUAAAUAAAAUUCCAUUGAAAAGCCUGUUGUUGGUAGGAUAUAUUGAUUUAUAACAUUGUAAGGGAGCUUGCCUUAGCCUACUCUUAUUAUUUUGUCAUCUGGGGCUGAAACAAUAGGCUGAUGCUUUCCCAUCUUAUAGCAGUAGAAUUGGCUGGAAGACUGAAAUGUUGAGGCUAGCCACGUCCAGGAAGGAGGAAGGUGAAUGUCUGAAAUGGUUCUUUGGAUAGCGAUUGGAGCAGUCUGCUAAGUCCUGCAGCUGUUCUGUGUCAGACAACUUCAGAAACUACAUUAGAAGUCUUCAUCUCCGCACCAAGCCACCUGCCUCUCUCCAUCUGUCGCUCUCGUUCUCUGUGUAUGAGGUUAUCCCCUUCCCUUUAUUUAACCUUAUUAUAUUGAAUGACGUUAUAUUUCACAUGACUGGAUUUUUGGCAACUACAACCACUCCCCAUAAGUUAAAGAAGAAUAAGUUUGUGGUUGGUUGGAAAUGCAAAGUGCAAGAAAUAAAACUUUCUGGAUCUGAAAGCACUGAAAGGGGUAUGAUCUCAGUUUCUGGGUAAGCCUCAGAGUAGGAUCCAAGAGACCCAGGUUGGAAUCUCCACUCUGCCAUGGAAGCUUGCUGGGUGGCUUUGGGUCACUCACA
Molecule: messenger RNA, 5289 nt
Organism: Gekko japonicus
Lineage: Eukaryota; Metazoa; Chordata; Lepidosauria; Squamata; Gekkonidae
Gene: RPAP1
Product: RNA polymerase II associated protein 1
Exons: 25
Coding region: 98-4399 (1433 amino acids)
Biological process (GO): transcription by RNA polymerase II
Cellular component (GO): nucleus
Source: RefSeq, a predicted model, not a curated record